Volvox carteri f. nagariensis is the source of this 3510-nucleotide messenger RNA. RefSeq lists its product as uncharacterized. The record is from RefSeq and is a predicted model, not a curated record. The transcript is spliced from 15 exons. Bases 1 to 3507 code for a protein of 1168 amino acids. Lineage: Eukaryota; Viridiplantae; Chlorophyta; Chlorophyceae; Chlamydomonadales; Volvocaceae.
AUGCGAGUUCUUCCUCAGUCGAGAUCCGCUUCAACGAGCGUUUGUCGCUUCAGUCUGCUUCGGAAUGUCAGUCUGCUUCGGAACGAACACAGCCGGGCUCUCCCCGGGCGAUCGGGGCAGCCCUCGGGUCACUCAAUUACAUCACAGGCCAAACCACCGACGGCGAUCGUACGGUGUCUUUCGUGGCAGCCUCGACAGCUCGCAGCUCCUUCAUCAGAGAUUUGCUGCUCUGUCCCGGUGUCCGAGGUCCUGCGUAUGAACACCUUUACGGCUGCGCACCGCAAGGUGUCCUUCACUCCUCAGAUAUCGCAGCCGCCUGUCGUGGAGACGCCUGCUUGCAUAGUCAAUGUGGUGAACUUGAGGCCAGUUGGGAAGCCAUGCCCUGCGUGUGCUGAGCUGUUAAAGCAUGAUGUGCACCAGCUUAAGCGCAAGGGCACACGCGCAGCAUUCCGCUAUGAGAAUGCUGCACGGAACAUUAUUCCAGCAUUGCGACAUGUGAGCAUCCGUGAGCUUGGCCACUUGGAGCUUGUUGCACAUCUUGAAGCCACGCUAUCGGAGCUGGAAGUGUGCCAAAGUCGAAAUGUCCAGCUCACGCGCGACGUGGACCAGCUUACCGUGAAGAUGCUCGGCUGUGCGGCUCACGACUUCAAGUUGGAGGGCUCCGCACUCGAGCAGCUCCUGCUGGGCAUUGCAAAGAGCAUCCACACAGCACGGCGGCGCUUCAGCUCAGCGGAGGUACAAUUCUACACCACGCUACUGAACCUCGGCGGUCCGCUGGUGUUCAAAUUCGUGUCAGACAACCUGAAUGGACCCUGUCUGCGCACGGUUCGAGGAGCACGCGCCAGCUCAGCCUACUUCCGGCUUGACUCGGUCGAUGAAAAUGUACAGCAAGGGCUGCAGGUUUUCAGCAAGUACAACACCAGCGAGAUACCUAUCAUGAUAUGUGAGGAUGCCAGUGCAGCCACUCCACGGCUUGACGUAGCACACCGCGACGGGAGAUACUUCGUAUACGGCAUGUGUGGUGGUGUGGUGGAGGUCAAGUCGGUUGAGCAGCUGCAGGAUGAGCUGCUGAAGCGUGGGCUCGCCAAGUCACUGUACGUGCAUGUUAUGGUUCCCAUGGCGCCCCACGCGGGCUUCUUGCCUGCUCUCUGCACGGCAUCUGACAACACCGAUGGCUCAGUUGAGCUUUUGCGGAAAAUGAUGGAGGUGGACGAGGCUUUGCAUGGAGCUGGUGGUGUGGCCAUGGGCCAUUGUGGCGACGGUGCGGCAGCAUACAGGAAAGCCAUCAAGGAUGUGGCCAGCUUCACCUUCGUCCACCGGGACGACGUCCCAGCGGGCUCGCUGGUGGUGGAUCACCCUAUUAUGGAGAUGUUUGCACCUUUUUGCAGUGGGGGUUCUAAGCUCAUGACCAUCGACUGGAUGCAUGUCGGCUGGCGGCUAAGGCGCGCCUUCCUCCAUCCCACCAAGCAGCUGCUCAUUGGGCCCUACAUGAUUGACCCCAGCGUGUUGAUCACUCUCAGCAAAGACACGCAACGCAAGGGGAAGGUACAGCUUCUUGCCAGUGACCUGGACUACAACGACAAGCAGAACCAGGCCGCGACGAUGAAGCUGGCGGACCUAGGUAUGGACCCGAAGACAGGUGUGGUCCAGCUCAAGACCACGCUGCGCGACACCCUAGCGGAUGUUGGUCGGAGUGAGGCGGGUGGUGAGGGGCCGACGGCUGACGGCACCGUGUACGGCACCUGGCUGUACCUCGAAUUUAUGCAUAACUACAUGAGCAUUUUCAAUGUCGAAAUGACGCCUAAGGACGCCAUCGAGCGUGCGGCCUUCAUCCUGGUCUUCAUUGGCCACUGGGAGACUGCUUUACGCAAAGCAGCAGCCAAGAACCCAAAGCUCGGUGCAACGCUCAAGGACAACUUCCUGACCAGCGAGACCAAGCAGGAUGUCAUCAUCACAAUGAACAACGUCAUCCUCAUGGCCAAGUACAUGCGUGAUUUCUGUGUUCGCAACAAGGUUCUCGUCAAGUGUGACUUUGGGCGGCUCUCCAGCCGCUUUGCCGAGUACUGCUUCCAAGCCCUCCGUUGUGCGGACAAAACGUCUUGCGUAUUCGGCUUCAAGCGUGCAGAGGAGCUGAUACGGAUCUUCAUCUCACAGCUGGAGAACGAAGUCGACACCGACUGGUCCAUCCCAGCAUCCAAGCGUGGCGUGUCACGCGGGAAGUCGAAGACGUUCUCGCCCGAGGCCGAGGGAGUUGGGGUGCACAAGGCAAUCUUUGGCUACUACCCUGACGAUGCCGGCAUUCAGGAGGCGAUCAACAAGGGACUGCACAGGGCGCAGCAUACUUUGGAGAUGGAUGUCGGACCCGUCACUGGUGGCACCCCACGCCCGGGCAGCGUCUGGGAGUACGUUACUGCAACCGUGCGCAGUGUGCCUUAUGGGCCCAACCGGAUGCGGUUGUUGGCGGACGUGUCCAUUGGUCCCCCGCCACUGGGCCAGUCCGCUCGGUCAGAGAGUGUGGCAGGGCAGGCAGACGCGGAGUAUGGCAAUGAGGAGAUGGACGAGGAGCAGGCCGAGUUCCAGGACACAGGUGCCGCCGACUUCACCACCAACACGGAUGAUGAAGAUGACACUGCACGUGGGCGGGGCAUGGUCCUGCACCCACAGCUUGGCGAUAUUGACAAGGAUGAAGAGGAGUGUGGGAAGUCCAGCAACGCCGUGGCGAAGGGCAAGAAGCGCGGUACUCACAGUGGCCGGCUGUCCCGGCUCAUGUCAGCCCUCCUGGAGUUCUGCCGGCUUGUCAAUGCCUUCAUUGCACGACAGCCACGUGACCGUGUCAACGGUCGGUUCUGGACUACUUCGGAGGAGUUCAGGGACGCCCUGAGCAUGCUGACCGAUGCAGACCAAGACCACUUAUCCGAUGGCGACUGUGUCGCGGUCUUGGCGGCCGACAGGGGACGCACCGUUGUCCGCGGCCACAACAAGGCCAAGCAGGCGCUCCGGCGCAUCCGCCGGUUGGAUAUCAAUGACCCGAAUGGACGUGUGCGCCUGAGGCUACUCUCUGCAGCAGACAAGGACGAGAACGGGCGGUUGAAGUACCUGAUGCCUCACGCCCUUGCACAUUCCGCCAAUGCGCUAUGGGAGACCAACAACAUCGUGCAGUUGGUAUACAUGCUGCCAGGGCGUGAUGACCCCUCUGGGGGCCAGUACAUCAUGCAUGAGGAUGAUGAGAAGGCCCUGCGGGACUACUGCGAGACACACAAGUUCGUUUUGGACGAGAAGGGUGCUUGUUGGGGAGGGGGCCGGGCUGUGCAGGCUCCGAUUCAGGCGUCCUUGGCACCGGGGGGGCUAGUGCCCAUGUCCACACCUAAACCAGGGCAGCCUCGCCAACGCAAGCUCGAGUUGCGUGUUGACUCUGCUGCCCGUGGAGAUGUUGCUGCGGCGCUGGGUCAGCAGACUAAGUCUGGUCGCAUACUACAGCCUACCAGGAGGGCACUCGGUGAGGAUUGAAAC